This is a messenger RNA of Pyrus x bretschneideri (Chinese white pear), 889 nucleotides long. Its product is annotated as late embryogenesis abundant protein At1g64065-like. Lineage: Eukaryota; Viridiplantae; Streptophyta; Magnoliopsida; Rosales; Rosaceae. The transcript has a single exon. The coding region runs from base 122 to 712 and encodes 196 amino acids. The record is from RefSeq and is a predicted model, not a curated record.
CUUUCAUCAUUUCCACAAACAACUCCCUCGCUUCCAAUCUUUCAUCCACAAAAAGAAGCCAACAAAGCAGGCAACUUUUAUUUUUUUCAGCUCUUUUAUCAGAAAAGAAAAGGAGAUUAACAUGGCUUGGAAACAAAAUGAUGCGGAAUCGUUGCAGUCCGCUGACGAGCUGAAACGCCAGAAAAGAAUCAAAUUGGCCAUAUACAUUGGUAUUUUCAUUGUGUUUCAGAUUAUAGUUAUAACGGCAAUGAGUCUUACUGUGAUGAAAGUGAAGACCCCCAAGCUCAGGCUAGGCAACAUCAACGUCCAAGAGCUCAACUCCACCCCAACAACACCUUCAUUUGACACUAAAUUCACAACCCAAAUCAGAGUCAAGAACACAAAUUUUGGUCCAUACAAGUUUGAUGAAGGCACUGUCACGUUUUUGUACCAAGGCGCAACUGUCGGGCAAGUUUCUAUUCCAAAGAGCAAGGCAGGAAUGCUUUCCACCAAAAAAAUUGACGUCGAGGUGAGCUUGAGUUCAAGUGCUUUGAGCAGUUCUAAUAUUGCGAAUGAACUGAGCAGCGGGGUGUUGACUCUCAACGGUGCGGCUAGGUUGACUGGAAAGGUUGAAUUGAUGUUUAUAAUGAAAAAGAAGAAGGCUUCCACCAUGAACUGCACCAUUGCAUUUGCUCUGUCAUCGAAGACACUCAAAAGUUUGCAAUGCAAGUGAUCAGACCUGCGAGAUCAGUAUUAGUUCUUGAAUUUUAUUGUUUCAUUUUUUAUCUUCUAUGGGACUUCUUGCAUUUUGCUGCAGAAUUUUCAUGGUAUUGCUCUACUUUGUUUUUGUUUUUCUUAUUUUUAAUUUUGUUUGAUUGAAUAUAGAAACAGAUGAUUAACUUCUGUAGUA